GUUGAGUACCGCGCACAGUGCCGAAGGAGGAGGAGGAGGAGGAGGAAGAGGAGAAGGAGGAGCAGCAGCAGCGAGUGGCGCGAAUCCCGUAUGCGUUAUGUCGGAACCACUGCCAAAGCAACGGUAUUUCCCGCGGCGACGAACGGCCGUCAUCCUGGUCGGCUAGGACUCGAAGGCGAUUACCCGCGUUGUCCGUCGCGACAACGAGAGACACGCUACGAAUCCACCGGCAGAAACGUCCGAGAAAUCAGCGACGGCCGCCGGAUAAGCGCACGCGGAACGAACGCGCAAUGCACGGCGCGACGUUGCGGUGCGUGAUGUCGAACGUCGUCGUGGUCGGAGAGCUACUCUAAAACGGAGUAGCUGCUUCUCUCGCCUGCGGCAGUGACCUGUACGCCAGCCGGGUCAGGUGGAUCGUCAGGCAGGCAGGCAGGCAGACAAACAGGCCGGCCGGCUCCAUAGCACCCGGACGGACAAAUCGACAACCACACGUGCUGCAUCUGAGAACCACGUGAUAACUCCUCUUGGAUAAUUGGUUUUAUGCGGUGAAAACAAACAAGACAUGGAGGAGUGGCAGCCUACAUUAAAAGCAACAGAAGGUCCUUCUCAGGAUGAUUCUGGGAUUGCAGAGUUACUAGAUGGUAAUCAUCAGUGGUAUGCAACUAAUCAUGCCAGACCUACAUACUGCAAUGUCUGUAGAGAUGCUCUGCAUGGUGUUACUUCCCAUGGUCUAAGUUGUGAAAUGUGUAAGUACAAGGUACAUAAGAGAUGUAGCACAAAAGCAAUAAAUAAUUGCAAGUGGACCACUUUAUCCUCCAUCGGAAAAGAUAUUAUUGAGGACCAAGAUGGGAACAUUAUAAUGCCACAUCAGUGGAUGGAGGGAAACUUGCCAGUGUCCUCAAAAUGUCUUGUCUGUGAGAAGACAUGUGGCUCUGUACUUAGGCUUCAAGAUUUGCGGUGUUUAUGGUGCAGAGCAACCAUACACACAGUAUGCAAAUCUGCUACAAGUAUCAAAUGUCCACUAGGAUCAGCUAAAUUGAGUAUAGUACCUCCUACGGCUUUGCAUAGUAUAGGUAGUGAUGAAGCCUGGGAAGCAGUUAGACCUACGGGCUGCAGUCCACUUUUAGUAUUUGUAAACAGUAAAUCUGGUGACAAUCAAGGUAUUAAGUUUCUUAGGAGAUUUAAACAAUUACUGAAUCCCGCACAAGUGUUCGACCUUAUAAAAGGAGGACCAGCUCCAGGAUUAAAACUGUUCCGUCACUUUGAUCCUUUCCGGAUCUUGGUGUGCAGUGGAGACGGAUCUGUAGGAUGGGUACUUUCAGAAAUCGAUCGGUUAGGAAUGCAUACGAAGCAAUGCCAGGUUGGAGUACUGCCUUUAGGAACGGGAAACGAUUUAGCCCGUGUGUUGGGCUGGGGUGCAUCGUGCGACGAUGAUACACAUUUACCUCAGUUACUAGAAAAGUACGAAAAAGCGGGCACGAAGAUGUUGGAUCGGUGGAGCAUUAUGACGUUCGAACGCGGUAUACCUCUGCCAUGUCAUAAAGUGACUUUACAUCAGCCUGACCCGGCUUUAAAUUCGAGCAUAGUUCACGAGUACGAAGACAGCGUUCUUGCUCACAUAACAAACAUUUUGCAAUCUGAUCAAGACGAUGUAAUUAUAUCUAGUAUCAAAGCUUUAUGCGAAACAGUAAAAGAUUUUGCAAAGCAUAUACUGGACGCCAGUCUAAACAUAGGGGACCAAGAACUGAGAGAAAAGUCCGAAGUACUUCAACAAAAACUUGACUUGUUAUUGCAAACAUUAUUGAAAGAAGAAAGCUACUUAUCCGAUGAUGAGGAAGAUGCUGACGUUGAUACUAUAAGAACAGAUAUUUCGAGUAGUAACCAAGAAGAAGAAAUUCUAGAAAAACUAGAGAAGGAAAUAACAAAUCUAAACAAGAUCAAGAGAAGAUGUUAUAUGGAAAAAGAUAACGUGAUGUCUAGAGCAAAUAGCUUGACAAGAGCUAUUCGGAGUUUAGUGGAACACACGGAAUCGACUAUCGAUGAACAGAAUAAUCCUUCAGACGAAAGGCAAAGUAGUAAAAUGCCAAACAUUACCAUAACAUCCGACAUUUCUCCGAUAAAUUUGGCGAGUAAAAACCAACAAUUAGAUUUACCUGGACUACAAAUAGACCAAAUCAACAACUUCAGUUUAAUACCAAUCAUCGACUCUGCCAGCAGCAUAGACUCUGUCAGCAUUUCACCAUAUCCCAGCCCUAACGUGGAAUCUUUAAGCCCAAUGCCGGAUUUCAGGAGAGACUUACAGCCAGAAAGGCUAUUGACUUUUUCUAUGCCUGACAGGCUCACCGACAGAAUAAAUAGCGAGAACAUACCGCAAGGAGCUUUCAGUUUUGAUGGGCUCACAGUGCAAAAUCCUUGCACUCAGCUGGGACUGCAAGUAGCUACUAACGAUUAUUUUAUAUCCUCUGAACUCACACAAGUGGAAGUCUCUUCCGAUAUCCCAGUGACUGUGACGAGAACUUCCUUGGAUACAAGCAUACCAUCAGACGACGCGACCAUGCAAGACGUUAUCACUUCUCCUGAUACAGAUUCACUUCAUUCUAGAAAUAUCUCAUCAGAAUCUCACGCACAAAAGCGUGACCCGAAGACUAAAGUAGAUCCGAGUAGUAGUAGCUGUACCAACAGCAUCAUCAGUACGGACAGCAUAGUCUCCGACACUUUGGACUCCAGGAGCUACACCGUUCGAAAUAGCGAAAGCGAAAUCGGUUAUAUAGACAGUGACAUAUUCGAUUCGUCGAAAAAAUCGAACAGCUUGGAGAUUAGGCACAUCGACUCGCCAGAUAACUCUGACGUGUUUCCCAGCGAGGCUCAGCCGUCUGUGAGCAUGAUGGACGAUCUAAGUUCUCUCGGACAAGACUUGAUCAGUACGAUACUGACUGAAAAAUAUGAUUCUGUUAAAGAAUGCUUGAUGCUCGAGGAUUUCGAGAAGAUCGAGAAAAUCGAAAAACCGCAGAAACCGCAGAAAUUUUGUAGUUUGGCCCGGUUCGUUGAGGGAGACGACAUCGCGAGACAGUCAUUCAAAAAGAAAAAUGUCAAAAUGGACAAAGGAGUGAAUAUUGAGGAAAAUAAAUGCAAAACAGAAGGCUCAGCGACGUGUUUGCGUGUGUCAGAAAACGAGUCAAUGCAAUCUGUGGAGACGAAUGUGAUACCCAUAGCGACCAAGUCUGAAAAUAUUGAAAGGACGUCCGAUUUGCUGAGCCCGAUAUGCUGCAUCAACAUCUCAUCGGACAACACGCCGGUUAACGAAAUACCCCCUACGAACUAUCCGCCGAUGUUUAGUGUCAUCAUUGAUCCACCAAGCCCAUCGAUGUCGAUCAAGAGCCAUCAGGAGCUUAAUUUGAAUGACAGGCUGGACCCGCAUAUGAGACAGUAUAGCAACGGCCAUAUGGAAAGACUGACUGUGGAGCUGCCCGACUCAGGAUUUUCUCCGCAAGCUACACGACGUAUCAGCAGCGGCAGUUUACUGAAAACAUCAGAACUUAUGUCGUUGACGGCGACCGCUUCUUGUUUGGAUAGUUCGAACGUGAGUUUGCGUAACGAGAGAUCAAGAUCAAUGGACAAGACGGAGAAUGUGAAGAAGCUUCCGAUAAUAAAUCCUUUGGUCCGAUUGCCAAUGUGGCCAAACGUCAGUGGUGGAGUUGGUCUUAUUAGUCAAGCGUUACUGGCGAACGCAGAUGCUCUCUGUGCAGCGGUAUCACCGUUGAUGGAUCCGGACGAGUCAUCGAUGGAAGGUUACAUCGAGCGAAGUGUCAUGAAUAAUUAUUUCGGAAUCGGCAUCGACGCGAAAAUCAGUCUCGAUUUCCACCACAAACGAGAAGAGCAUCCUGAGAAAUGUCGAUCACGCGCAAAAAAUUACAUAUGGUACGGCGUUCUGGGAUCUAAAGAGUGGCUACAGAAGACAUACAAAAAUCUCGAGCAGAGAGUUCAAUUGGAAUGCGACGGUCAAAGAAUACCAUUGCCGUCCCUGCAAGGAAUAGUCGUAUUAAAUAUACCAAGCUUUAUGGGUGGUACGAACUUCUGGGGUGGUACGAAAGAGGGAGAUCUGUUUUUGGCACCGUCGUUCGAUGAUCGAAUAUUGGAAGUGGUGGCGGUUUUUGGGUCCAUUCAAAUGGCCGCGUCGCGACUCAUUAACUUGCAGCAUCACAGGAUAGCUCAAUGCCAGACGAUUCAGAUUAAUAUUCUAGGAGAAGAGGGUGUUCCUAUACAGGUAGACGGUGAGGCUUGGAUUCAACCACCUGGAAUUAUAAAGAUUGUACAUAAGAACCGCGUGCAAAUGCUCUAUAGAAAUAAGGCGCUCGAAACAUCACUAAGAACGUGGGAGGAAAAGCAGCGCAACAUGGUGAGCGCCGUAGGUCAGUCGACCUCUGUGAGCGAUACGUCGCAGCCUAAAAUAGAGUUGCAAAUAAGCAGUAAACCUUCGCAACUGAAUGAAGAGGAACUUCACAUUCUGUUUAGCUUUAUCGAGGUUGUGAGCACCUUAGUCAAGUGGGUGAAACUACUGAUUAUAUCGCAUCCAAGCUUGGAACCUAAUUUGUAUCAGAUUGCUUCUCGAACGGCCCAAACGCUUGAGCAAAUGCAACCGGACGGUAAAAUCUUGCAAGGGGUGAGUUUGAGACCCAUGGUGACCGAGUUGGUAUUAAGCGCGCGACAAUUGUACGAGGAGUCUUGCGAAUUGUUACACGAUAAGGCUCAUAAUUUAAGACUACAAGAUGACUUGGAAAACAAAUUAUCCCUGGCUCUAACUAAUAUGGAGCAGGAAUUACGAAAGUGCACUUUUGACGAGAGAAAUACAGGACUGGUUUACUUGCACGUUCCCGUAGACAAUCAGGGUGAUAAAAAAAAUCGUCAUCGAGGAUUGUUCUGGUUAAAGUUCCGUCGUUUCACUGGCCAGUCGGACACCCAUUCGGCGCGGGAUCAGGUCACCACGAAAGGCGUGCAGGAGGUGUGCAUCACCUGGUUAGAGAAUAUGCAGUUGGACGAGUACAUUGACAAAUUCGUAUCGCAUGAUAUACGAGAUAGGGAGCUGCUAGCUCAGCAUGAUCCGAAGGACCUCGGCAUCACCAAGAUGGGGCAUGCAUCUUGCAAGCUAUCAAUAACUAAGCGUGACUUCAACAACUAAACAUUACAACACACGUUGCGCUACUUAUGUGUUUAACGUUGGCGUUAAACUAACGUGUAUCACCUGAGGUAACGCAAACCUCCUCCUAACCAUCAUUCCAAAUAAGAGAAACACGCAACCAUAAAUUAUUAUUUGACAAGGAGAAUUUUCUUAAAUCUAAUAGAUCUAUACAGUGUUAAUUAUUACAACUUCUGAAACAAACUACAUCAUGUGGAUACUGUGUAACAGAGGACAAUGUUCGCCACGAUAAAUAUUGCUCGCGGCGAGUUCACCCGGUGUUGUGAGGGAGGAACUUCGUCUGUGCCAAAUACUUAUUCUAUACUGAAAACUAUCUAAGAAAAGCAAAAAAUAAAUUUGUCAAUUCGCCGACAAAUUUUUAUCGCGAUUCUAUAUAUAUUUAUAUACACACAUAUUGACGUAUACAUAUGCGCGUACACAACAUAUGUAUAGUACAAAAUAUGAGAUGCGUCUCCCAAGGAAACGAAUUUCACUUCACUAUCACACUAAAGCAUCUUAAAAUCCGUGACGAAAAAGGUCUUAUAAACCACACAUAGAGCAGAUAUUCGUAAAACAUAUAUAAACUAGCAAAGAUAUUUUAUAUAUCACAGACUAUCACUAGAAUAAUUCUCUACAACGUCACUCAGAUGUAUUUAAUCACAUAACGCAUUUAUUCCUACUCGAAAUCGUAAGAUUUUACAUGCGACUUUGGUGUCUCAAAGCUGCGAAUAUUAUAUCUUUAGAAGCGUCUUUUACAUCAAUUGUCAAAGAUCAAUUACGUAUGUUUCUACUUUGUAAUUCGCUUCAUCGAUUCGUCAUCAUUUAAUCCUGUUUGAAUUUAAUCUUUGGCAUCCAUUUCGUCGAUUUGCCGUUAUGCAACACGCAUUUUAACGACGGACGUGUUUUUUGCAACUAACAUACGCGAAUCAACGACUCUUUUGGUUUGUUUGAUAUUAAUGAUUAUUUCGAAGAGCAACGCCCGGGGGGCAUGAUAUACAGAGUGUCUCACACUCUCCUCUGGGCAUUUUGUGGGAACGUAGAAUAGGUUGCGGUGAACAUAAAAGUCCUAUACUAUAGUUUUGCAAUAUUCGCAAUAAUUAUCGAGAUAUUAAUUGUAGAAAA
Molecule: messenger RNA, 6295 nt
Organism: Odontomachus brunneus
Lineage: Eukaryota; Metazoa; Arthropoda; Insecta; Hymenoptera; Formicidae
Product: diacylglycerol kinase eta
Biological process (GO): intracellular signal transduction; lipid phosphorylation; diacylglycerol metabolic process
Molecular function (GO): protein binding; ATP-dependent diacylglycerol kinase activity
Source: RefSeq, a predicted model, not a curated record